UUUGAGAAUUCCUUGGGCAGGUCAUUAUGUGCCACUGCACAAAGCAGCAACCGAAGGUGACUGGGAGACAGCCAAUGAAUUUAUAAGACGAGAACCAGAUAUUGCAAUGAGGGCUGGCAUAACAGAAGAGUCCGAAACAAUGCUCAUAGUUGCGGUGAAGUCGAAGCGAAGAAACAAUUUUGUGAAGAACCUAGUGAAGCAUAUGUUACGAGAAGAUCUAGCUCUUGGUGACACCAGAAAAAGGACAGCACUUCACAGGGCUGCAGGAGCUGGCAACAUUGAGGCUGCCAAACUGUUAGUGAAAGAGAACCCGUACCUGCCAAAUGCUCAAAACUACGAUAAACAAAUUCCUUUGUUUUAUGCAGCUGCUCGUGGGGAUAGAGAGAUGUGUCUUUUCUUGUUAAGGGUCACUAUUGUAAAUGAUGAUGAUGAGACAAAGCGUACCACCAGUCAUUUGUCUCAAUUCUUGUCUCGUUCUCUGACUAGGUGCCAAUCACUUAUUGCAAUAUUCUCAAAAUCCAAAACUAAUGGAGGAUGGUAAGGGGAAAGGGAUAGAUGAUCUCUGGUGGAAUCCUACACCGUUUGACGGUGAAUCAGGUUUUAAAAUUUUGCGUCAGCUGAUCAAUAGUGGACUUAAUGACAUUGCUCUAGCUUUGCUUCAAGACAAACCUAAGUUAGCAUUCUUCAUUCCGGAGAAAGAAAAUCAUCGUCUUGACCAGAAUUUUCUUAUGGCAAUUGCUCAAAAGCCUUCUUCAUUCCGAAGUGGAGCAUCCUUCAACUUCUUCCAAAACAAAAUCUAUUCGUGUGUUCCUCUGAAAUUGGAAAACAUCACAGAGCAUAAAAGAAAACCGGAUAUUGAGAAUGCUGCCAAAGGCUGCAUUUAUGGUGUCUACAGCGAUUUAGUAUCAUGUACAGUGAAGAAAAGAUUUCAUGCAACCUUUUGGGAAGUCAUAGAAAAUUUUGUGCCAUGUAUCAAGCACAUCCGAGAGAAAAAAAUGAUACAUCAUGAUGCACAUGAGCUUGUCAAAUUCAUUUGCAAGGAAAUCGUACAAUCAAAUUACUCAAGUGCAGAAAAGAUAUUUUCACCACCAUUAUUCCAAGCAGUAUCGUCUGGGAUUCAUGAAAUUACCCAAGCGAUUUUAAGGUCAUACCCUAAUGCAAUUUAUCUUCGAAACCAGAAGAAGCAAUCCAUAUUCCAUCAUGCAAUUGUGUGUCGUUGUGAAAAUGUGUUCAACCUCAUACAUCGAGUUGAGGAGUCUAAGACUAUAUUUUUGUCACAAUGGGAUGAAUCGAGGAACAAUGCUUUGCAUUUGGCUGGAUAUUUGGCAUCUCAACAACAACUCAAUCUUAGAGCCGGUGCAGCUCUUCAGAUGCAGCGGGAAUUGCAAUGGUUUAAGGAAGUGGAAAAACAUAUUUUGCCUAGAAACAAAGAAGAGAGGAACUAUAAGGAAAUGACACCUGCAGAAGUAUUUACUGAUACACAUAAGGACUUGGUGAAAGAAGGGGAGCAGUGGAUGAAAGGCACAGCCAAUGCAUGCUCAAUUGUAGCAGCUCUCAUUGCCACUGUGGUGUUUGCGGCUGCAAUUACAGUACCAGGUGGAAACAACGGCAAUGGCAGUCCAAUUUUUAACAAAAGAGCGUCCUUCUUAAUCUUCGGUAUAUUUGAUGCAUUCGCUCUUUUCUCAUCCAUAACUUCUGUGCUGUUGUUCUUGUCCAUCCUUACUUCUCGCUAUGCAGAAGAUGAUUUUCUUGUUACCCUUCCAAGAAGAUUAAUUUUUGGUCUCCUAACCCUAUUUCUCUCCAUAUUAUCUACCAUGAUAGCCUUUGGUGCCACACUCUAUCUUGUGUUUGAGGAAAGUUACAAGGCAUGGAUUAUUAUCCCUGUUUUUGUAUUGCCAGUCAUACCUGUGGGUUUUUUUGUAUUCUUGCAAUCUCCUCUCCUCCUAGACAUGUUCAAAUCCACCUAUUGCAGCAUUUUUCUGAAGCAAAGUGAUGGAAUGCUCUACUAGGUCAUAGGCCUGCAAAUAAGGAGUCUUUUCCCAAUCCCAUUUGUGUGAAACAGUGGUGCCAGUGUGUGGAUCAAAGCUGCGGGUCAGAAUAAGGUGCUCCUUGCUAGUGUGGAGUGGGGUGUUUUUUUUUUUUGGUAAUUAAUGCAAGUAAUGUGUGUGAGCAAGGUGCUCUUAUGUCUGUAAAUCAUAAAGAAGCUUAGAGUGAACACCUGUAAUUUUAUGCAAGUAUACCUGUGUUACUAGUAUUAAAUGGAAAAUGAUAUUUUUUUAUGAAAGAAAUCAUAUAUAAUUACUGA
Messenger RNA from Camellia sinensis, 2305 nucleotides. The record is from RefSeq and is a predicted model, not a curated record. Lineage: Eukaryota; Viridiplantae; Streptophyta; Magnoliopsida; Ericales; Theaceae.